This is a messenger RNA of Culex pipiens pallens (northern house mosquito), 1371 nucleotides long. RefSeq names its product cysteine and histidine-rich domain-containing protein morgana (gene mora). The record is from RefSeq and is a predicted model, not a curated record. NCBI's taxonomy places the organism in Eukaryota, Metazoa, Arthropoda, Insecta, Diptera, Culicidae. The transcript is spliced from 4 exons. The coding region runs from base 181 to 1266 and encodes 361 amino acids.
GGCGGGAUUUUUGGCUCUAAUCAACUUUGAGUAAGUUUUUAUAGCGAAACGUUUUUCGACCUUCAGCGCCGCUGUCAAAACGAGAGUUUAAAUCCCCUGCUGUCACGCUCAGCGUGUAGUUGUGCAAAUUUCUUUGAAGAGGACUUACGUGUAGCGAAAAAGGGAGGUUACAAGACUAAUAUGGCAGUGAAGCUAACCUGCUACAACCGGGGCUGCGGCCAAAAGUUCGAUCCCAACGAGAACGGUGAAGAUUCCUGCACGCACCAUCCGGGAGUUCCGUUCUUCCACGAUGCCUACAAGGGUUGGACCUGCUGCAACAAGAAGAGCGUCGACUUUACCGAGUUCCUAAACAUCAAGGGAUGCACGCGCGGUCAGCACACCAACGUUAAGCCACCGGAGCCGGAAAAGCCGGCCAACGACGAGCCUGAGUUGGAAGCACCAACGGCCAAAAUUCCGGAGCCUGUCCGGGCUUCCACGCUGGUGCGACCCAAGUUCGAUAGUGGGCUCACCACGCUGGAACCGACGGUGGCCGCCGCCUAUAAAAAGCAAAUCGAGGAUCUGCCUGAAGUCACGACGCGAGUGGCGAAGAAAUCGACCGAGCCGGAAGAUACCGCUCCCGGGACGAUCUGCAAGCACGGCGGCUGCAACUACGCCUUCGAGGGAACCAAAAACGACGACAAGCCGUGCGUGUACCACCCGGGCGUUCCGAUCUUCCACGAGGGCAUGAAGUUCUGGUCGUGCUGCCAGCGCAAAACGUCCGACUUUACCGCGUUCAUGAACCAGGCCGGCUGCGAAACGGGCCAGCACCGGUGGACCAGCGACGAGGAGGAAUCAAAGACCGUCAAGUGUCGGCUGGACUGGCACCAAACCGCUACCCAGGUCGUGGUCACGGUUUACGCCAAAAUGUGCCACUACCGGAAGAGCACGGUCCGGUUGAACCCGAUCCGGCUGGCGGUUUGUCUGGUUUUCCCCCAGCAGGACGACCAAGAGUACAACGUGGACUUGGAGCUGCGAGGCAUCGUCGACGUCGCCAAGUCCAAGGUGCAGAUGUUUGGCACCAAGGUGGAAAUCACCCUCAUUAAAGCGGAACCCGGCCACUGGCCAAAGUUGGAUUUCCCCCGCGAAAAGAAACCGUCCGCCGAACAGGUCCAGAAGCAGCUGGAGGAGGAAAAGAAGAAGGCAGCGAUGGAGGAUUCGGACUCGGACGUGGACUUGGACGACGUUACGCCGACGUUCAGACAGGCAACGCUUACGGAAGUGAAGUAAGAGGACCACUCUCACUCGAUAGUUUAUACUGCUGCGAUUAAUUUAAAUACGAUGUAAGCGUCGGUGAGACGAACAAAUUGGAAUAAAACGCCCAAGAUUAGUGUA